AUGUCAGCUCCUUGCCUGGACUUUGGGGAGGUGGAAAGUUUCCUGGACAGGCAUCCAGAGCUCUUCGAAGACUAUUUGAUGAGGAAGGGGAGGCAGGAGGUGGUGCAGAAGUGGCUGAAGAAACACGGCGAGAGCCAGAGCGUCUCAGCCCCAGGCCACUUGCCUCCUGAGGCCAGUACCCUAGAGAGCAGCAGCCCUGCUGCUGGUUCUUCUGCUGCAGCUGGUAAUUGUCGUGGUAUCACUGUCCAGCAGGGGUCUGUGAGCAGUCAGCCCAAUCCAGGUGUGGGAGACUGUGGCACUGUUCCUAUGAGUCCCAGCUGGGCCAGUAGUAGCCGUGGUGAUGGGGGUCUACAGCGAAGGGCUUCCCAGAAAGAGCUGAGAAAGAGCUUUGCCAGAUCCAAAGCCAUCCACGUCAAUAGGACCUAUGAUGAGCAAGUGACAUCCAGGGCCCAAGAGCCACUGAGCAGUGUGAGGCGGAGGGCACUGCUUCGAAAGGCCAGUUCCCUGCCUCCAACCACUGCCCACAUUCUCAGCGCUCUACUGGAAUCUCGGGUCAACUUACCCCAGUAUCCUCCAACAGCCAUCGACUUCAAGUGUCACCUCAAGCAGCACAACGAGCGCCAGUUCUUCCUGGAGCUGGUCAAGGAGAUUUCCAAUGACUUGGACCUCACUAGCCUAAGCUACAAGAUCCUCAUCUUUGUCUGCCUCAUGGUGGAUGCUGACCGAUGCUCCUUGUUCUUGGUGGAGGGGACAGCCUCAGGCAAGAAGAGCCUGGUUUCUAAAUUCUUUGAUGUGCAUGCUGGGACCCCAUUCCUUCCCUGCAGCAGCACGGAAAACUCUAAUGAGGUGCAAGUGCCUUGGGGAAAAGGCAUCAUUGGCUAUGUUGGGGAACAUGGGGAGACAGUCAACAUUCCUGAUGCUUACAAGGACAGAAGAUUCAAUGAUGAAAUCGACAAGCUGACUGGAUACAAGACGAAGUCAUUGUUAUGCAUGCCGAUCAGGAACAGUGAUGGGGAGAUUAUUGGGGUAGCACAAGCAAUAAACAAAACUCCCGAGGGUGUUCCAUUCACUGAUGAUGAUGAAAAAGUUAUGCAGAUGUAUCUCCCAUUUUGUGGGAUUGCCAUAUCUAAUGCUCAACUAUUUGCUGCCUCAAGGAAGGAGUAUGACAGAAGCAGGGCUCUGCUUGAGGUGGUUAAUGACCUCUUUGAAGAACAAACUGACCUGGAGAAAAUUGUUAAGAAAAUCAUGCACCGGGCCCAGACGCUGUUAAAAUGUGAGCGUUGUUCUGUUUUGCUCCUAGAGGACAUUGAUUCACCAGUGGUGAAGUUUACCAAAUCCUUUGAAUUGAUGUCUCCUAAAUGCAGUGCUGAUACAGAGAACAGUUUCAAAGACAGCAUGGAGAAAUCAUCCUAUUCAGACUGGCUCAUCAAUAAUAGCAUUGCUGAGCUGGUAGCUUCUACAGGCCUUCCAGUGAACGUUACUGAUGCUUAUCAGGAUCCUCGCUUGGAUGCUGAAGCUGACCAGAUAUCUGGCUUUCAUAUAAGAUCAGUGCUUUGUGUCCCUAUUUGGAACAGCAAUCAUCAAAUAAUUGGGGUUGCUCAAGUCUUAAACAGACUCGAUGGGAAACCUUUUGAUGAUGCCGAUCAACGUCUUUUCGAGGCCUUUGUCAUUUUCUGUGGCCUUGGGAUCAAUAACACAAUAAUGUAUGAUCAAGUGAAGAAGUCCUGGGCCAAGCAAUCUGUUGCUCUUGAUGUGCUGUCUUAUCAUGCAACAUGUUCCAAAGCUGAAGUUGACAAAUUUAAGGUCACUGCCCUAAUUCAGGCCAUCAAUCCGUCUCUCCUGGACUAUUGCAAUAGCCUCCUAAUUGGCUCUAAUGCACCAGAUUUUCAGAAGGACACUGAUAACAUAGAGGACAAUCAGGAUGUUGCAGGUAACCAUGCCUUACAAGAAUCUUCUGAAGAAAUGAAGGGUAUUUUGACUGAGGAGAAGAAGCCUCUGCUUUUGUUCAGUCUUUUUUCAACGGCUGGUUUUCAGGAGAUUUUGACUGAGGUGGAAAUUUUAGCCGUGAUUGUGGGCUGCCUAUGUCAUGACCUCGACCACAGGGGAACCAACAAUGCCUUCCAAGCUAAGAGCGGUUCUGCUUUGGCCCAGCUUUAUGGAACUUCUGCCACCUUGGAGCACCAUCACUUUAACCAUGCUGUGAUGAUUCUGCAAAGUGAGGGCCAUAACAUCUUUGCCAAUUUAUCUUCCAAGGAAUACAGUGACCUCAUGCAGCUAUUGAAGCAGUCCAUAUUGGCAACAGACAUAACGCUGUAUUUUGAGAGGAGAACUGAAUUCUUUGAACUUGUCAGUAAAGGGGAUUACAACUGGAAUGUCAAAAACCAGCGUGAUAUAUUUCGAUCAAUGCUAAUGACAGCCUGUGACCUUGGAGCUGUGACCAAACCGUGGGAGAUCUCAAGACAGGUGGCUGAACUAGUAACCAGUGAGUUCUUUGAACAAGGAGACAGAGAGAGAGCUGAACUCAAACUCACCCCAUCAGCCCUUUAUGACAAUAAUGCUCACAAAAAUGCUUUGCCUAGGUGGAUAGAAUGGAUCUCUAAAUUAUGCGUCCCACUGGGUUCUGCCUUAGUAAAAGUAAAUGCGAAGUUAAAGCCUAUGCUGGAUUCCGUUGCUGUGAACAGGAGUAAAUGGGAAGAACUGAAUCAGAAAAUGUUACUUUCUCAGACACCUUCUCAGCCUUCUGCCUCUUCCAGUCUCACUGGGUCAGUAGAAGAUAUCAAUUAA
This is a messenger RNA of Gracilinanus agilis (Agile Gracile Mouse Opossum), 2784 nucleotides long. RefSeq names its product phosphodiesterase 11A (gene PDE11A). Gene Ontology annotation, molecular function: 3',5'-cyclic-nucleotide phosphodiesterase activity; protein binding. Gene Ontology annotation, biological process: signal transduction. The coding region runs from base 1 to 2784 and encodes 927 amino acids. The record is from RefSeq and is a predicted model, not a curated record. NCBI's taxonomy places the organism in Eukaryota, Metazoa, Chordata, Mammalia, Didelphimorphia, Didelphidae. The transcript has 23 exons.